Ceutorhynchus assimilis (cabbage seed weevil) is the source of this 1149-nucleotide messenger RNA. The record is from the annotation of a GenBank genome assembly. Lineage: Eukaryota; Metazoa; Arthropoda; Insecta; Coleoptera; Curculionidae.
AUGCACCGAUUACGGACAACAUUUAAACGGUCUCGAACACCUACAGGGGCCGAAAUGAAGAUGCAAAGCAGCCUGGAGGUACCGAAACAAAUUCGUUCGGCCUCUUUCGACGAAAUCCAGCUGGAGGCGAAGCGUCUUCAGGGCGGUUGCUCGGUAGACUCUCCGGGUCUCCUAGGAGUGCCACAACUGGAUCAGAGGUCGCGCAGCGUCGACUCGGGAGGAUCAGAAGAGUCGGGCAACUUUUUGGAGGUGCCCUCUCGACGAUUUCAAAGGAGACGAUCGUCAGGUGGCAAAUCGAUAUGUAUUCAUUGUGUAUGCAAAGAAGAAUAUGAUAGGCUUCAUCCUCCCGAAGAACUAGCACCGGGACAUCCCGAAUGGUUGCCUUACAUCACCGACUCGUCUAGCGAAGAAGAAGACGACUCGGACGACGAUGAAAUCAACAACAGUCGCGAUACAACGGAAUGCAGUCGAAACACGACGAAUUGCAGUCAAGAUACAACGGACUAUAGUCGCGAAAAUAGUUACACGGAUAAUAGUAGGGAAAAUAGCGUUGAUCCUCCGGAAUUUGUACUUACUGUUACGUUAUUACCGACGCUACAAUCGCCGUCCAUUGCGUCGCCGCCUCCGAUACCAUCUUCGCCAAUUAUCGAGUUUUUUCCUGCUGAAGCUGAGCCGGAAGUACCGCUGACACCAACUCAGACUAGACGAAAAUCCAUCCAUCGCCAAGAAGCUUUUUUCGCCGAACCCACAGGAAAUUCGCUCGAAAACAUGUCGGACGCGCCCUCGGAACCGAUUUCGGAAGGUACCUCGGAGGGUGCCCUAUCAGAAGGUGACGUACAUCGUACCACAAUACCUGGUUUGGUCGUCAGCGACAUCUAUUUGCAAGUUCCAGAUUUGAAACGAGACCGUGCCGCCUCAGUGGACUCCUGCUUCUCGAAAGUACCCGAAAAGAAAACGGAAGAACUGCAACAUUCCGGUGUUAGUUUGGAAGUACCCGUUGGACCUAAUGUCGCACUCAGAUCGCGAUCUGUCGACAUAGUAUUACCGACUCACGAGCAGGCGCGCUACAAGGCGUUGGCCAUGACAGCUCCGUCCGCUGCGGCUGGUAUGAAUAGGUACGAUAGGUGUCGCAUGAAAACUAGCGCAUGA